CCGAAGGCUAGACUCUUCGACAUAACAGUGUUUCAGCAGCCAGUCCGCAUCUCGUAUCUUGCCAUAGACCCUACUACCCUUCAGCAUCACGUCCACAAGUUGCUCCAGUAUCCAUGGUUUUCCGAUUUGGAUGCGAACCCUACACACUCGUACUGUUAAGGAACGCCGUCUCGGGGGGUUACGGUGUUGUGGCUGUGCCGUACUACACAAAACGCCGUGUGAAAGCCGCGCUUCUGACUGAAUAGUUACUCGGUGUCGGUCGCGUACGGUCACCUCGAGGUAUUCAACUGUCAAAUAAGUACAUGCAUUCUACAUGCAUCUCGACUCGAACCAGAAAGGAGGGUAUAUUACAACUAUCACUACCCUUCCCCGCUUUUUCCCUCCUAGUUGAACCCCCACCGCCAUGGCGAGGACAGUCAAGAUCUCGCCUUCAACUCAGUCCUUCGCGUCCGAUCGCAAACAACAGCAUGACGCCCCUCCUGUUCCUCCUGUACCCCCACUCAAGGCAAGGCCCCCGCCUACUCUGUGGUCACACCUUCCCACGUGGAUCUCGAAAAACCUACGCUCGAAGAGGUCCUGGAAGAUAAUGGUUAGAUCAUGUAUAGCUUCGUGGGUGGCAUAUUUGAUCAUACUGCCGAAUGCGUCACUGCGAACGCUCGGUACGGUCGGAUUCUUUGCGUUAUUAACAAGCAUGUUUGUGCCACCCUACCUACCUGUACAACUCUUUUUCUUUAUCAUGACUACUGUUGAGGUUGGGCUCCUUUUGGGAUGGGGUAUCGGUGCAGCUGCCAUGCGUGCGGCCAAUGAGUCUCGAGAUCCAUCUGUCCUACAAGCGUCGAUGGCCGUUCUAAAUGCAAGCAUAGCAGCUAAUCCGGUCUUUCAAGCCAAUCCUGCGCUAGCACAAACCACCGCAAUUUACCAUGGUGUCUUUCUGGAUACUCGCGCUUCAGUGGUGUAUGGAUGCUUCCUGGGGCUUGGAGCUUUCGUGAUGGGUCUUUUCCGUGCGUACGCGCCAACUCUGGUAUUCCUUAGUAUCUUUGGAACUAUUGCAAUGGACAUUUUUGCCACCUACGGGCCUUUAUUUCCAUCCGCUCGCUACAACUUAAUGAACUCGAUGGCCAUAUCGGUUUCUUGCUAUAUGGCUAUUGCGAUUUUGACGACCAUAUUUAUUUUCCCCGAAAGCAUGAAUCACUCGCUUAUUAACGACAUAUUGGAACAGCUGGACCGUUUGAAAGAAAUAGUGGAGACCCAAGACGAAGUCUUGCGUACACCGCCUGAGCACCUGAUUUCCGAACAUUCACCUUUAAUCAAGGAGGCCAAAGCGGCUAGGGCGACAGUCGUACUCUCUCAGCAACAGCUUAUGGCUACGUCCCGGUUUAUCCACUUGGAAUUCAGUCACGGUAGAUGGAAUGGCGAUGACGUGCUGGAUCUGUUGGAACCACUCCUCACACUUGUCACUCGAGUUGCUGGUCUCCAGAGCUUCUCUCAGCUCAUCUGCAUGUCCCAACAUCUCUUCGAGCGCCUCCGUUCUGAUUCUACCACCACAAUUCCCGAUACCAGUGACGGCUAUCUACUCCGGCGAUUCCACGAGCGUAACGAGGUCAUCGAAGUGGAACACAAGGUCCACGUAUCUGAGGUCCUUCCCAUCAUCGACCGCUCUACGGGUCCCCUCCGACAAACCGUCUCGAAUGGUAUCGAAGUGAUCAAGCGUUCGUUGAACCAUAUCAAUCAAUACCGCUGGAGUCGCAACGCAGAUAUGGACGCACAGGCGCGUGUGGAGCUAGAUAAAGCCAUCGAGCAGCUCCAGUCUUCCCUUGAUGAAUUCAAAAAGACCAACAGACUUGCUCUGAUCAACCCUUUUAUGCCCAUCCUCAACAAGCCCGAGCUCAUCGAAGGGAGCCAGACCCUUCCACUCCGCUCGUUGUACGUGUCAUACGUGUUUGCUACGUCGAUGAUCAAUGUGGCCGAGGCCACGUUGGGAUUGAUGACACUUGUGAGCGAUACUAUGGAGAAGAGGAAGGCUAACCGGUUGUGGGCCCCUAAGGGCCUGAGAAAGCUUUGGAAGAUCCUCUCAGCGAAGGGUGACCAGGCGAAUGGGGUGCUUGGAGAAGACGUGUCGCCCCAUGCUAUUGGUCGGGAUAUGUUGGAGGAGCACGAAGUGGAUCAUCGACGCGACCCGGAUAGCAGGCCGCCGACCAAUGCUUUCCAGAGAGUCAUGCAUUAUAUCUCUACCGUGUAUCGCUGGAUGGAGACUCCGGAAGCUAUCUUCGCCUUCAAAUACAUCUUCAUUUCUAUCGCUCUUUGGAUUCCUUGUGUGGUUCGGUCUUCCGCAUUCUUUUACUACAGGGAGAAGGGCAUUUGGGCACUCAUCAUGGCUCAAACGAUGAUUAAUCUGUACGCUGCGGAUCAGAUAUACAAUCUGGUAAUCCGUUUGACUGGUACUUUCGCCGGACUCGUCGCCGGCCUUCUCGGCUGGUACCUAGGCGAGUUAUUAUCAGAGUGUAGGGAUGACUUUGUCUUUCUCAUGUUCCACACAGGCAAUGCUAAAUCACACGGGAAUGUCUACGGAUCCGCUGCAGCAGUAGGCUUCUUACUCAUCCCUAUAGUUUUCGUUCGCCUUUUCGGUCCCUACAAGUAUCUUCAGGGGGUUGUUCUGGCAUGUGCUACAUUUGCUCUCAUUGUUGGAUAUUCGUGGAUAGAUGGGCAUUUACCUCAGCUGGCUACCCCUGGCCAAGGUUGGUCCGUCGCCUGGAGGCGCUGGGUUUUGGUUGUCAUCGGUUCGGGUGCAUCUUUCGUAGUCAUGAUGCUACCCCCGACUUCAGGCCGAAAAGCCGUACGUCUACGAAAUGCAUCAUCGAUAGCAUCGCUGUCAAAGCUUUACGGACACCUCAUAUCAGCGUGGAUAUCACAGGUAGACCUUGACGAAGAAAAGGAUGAACGGCAAGGAGAGCAAGUCAAGACGAAGUGGAUGAAGGAAUUCCGUAACAAAGUUAUGGGAGCUUCGGUGGAGAUGCGCACAAUACGGGAGCUAACGGAGCUAGCGACAUGGGAAGGAAGUCUACGUGGCAAGUGGCCCAGGGAGGAAUACGUACAGCUGGUGGAGGUGCAGAUUGAAAUGGUAUCGAGUUUGUCACAGCUUGGAGGCGCACUUAUGCAGCUUGACGACGCUUGGCGGGUGACUUUUCUCCAUCAUACUGGCGUGCUGAAUCCCAACUUUAUUUCGGAUGUCAUGGGCCUUUUUUCGCUUGUAUCACAGUCCUUGCGUACUGCUGAGCCGAUACAUCAAGUUCUUCCAGAGACUCUUCUGGAGAAACUGUUUUACCACCAAAGCAACUAUGCUAGCCGGGACACGCUGACAUCGGAAUUUGCUACCUCGGUGGACUACAUGUAUUAUGCUGCUGGUGUGGUUGCGGUGUAUCAGCUGUUGCAUUCUCUUGACGAACUUCAUCACAUAACAAAGACGCUUUGCGGGGAGGUACCCUUGAGAGGAUUUACCAGGUGGAAGGCUGAGUUUGAACAUUCUAGGACGGAGCUUCGUGCACUAUAG
Molecule: messenger RNA, 3547 nt
Organism: Desarmillaria tabescens
Lineage: Eukaryota; Fungi; Basidiomycota; Agaricomycetes; Agaricales; Physalacriaceae
Exons: 20
Coding region: 404-3547 (1047 amino acids)
Source: RefSeq, a predicted model, not a curated record